UAACACGCACCUUCCAUUUGAUUGUUUUGGCAGCAGCAAAAAGGCAUACGUUUCCUCCCCAGUCCCACGUCCAUCACCGAGAUGGUGGCCUCAUGUCACCAGACUUCAGACGAAAAACAGGGACAGGGAGAAAGUCGAGAUGGCCAGGACUUCCAAGGAGGCUGCUUUUGUGUUGUUUUGUUUCGUUGGCGUCAAAGUGAGGAUAAGUGGUCAUUUGGGCGGCGACAAUGGCCAUCCACUGCACGUCCUGCAUUCCCUGUCCCAUCCCUCGUCCUAUGAAAGUCGCCUGCUGUUGGACAUGGGUCAACCCUGGAUUUGCCUUCCUUUUUCAACGAGAAAGCGGGAAAAGGGGGAGGGGGCAAAACAGCCGAGGUUUAAAGUCUUAGAGUGAAGGCACUGGCAGCAUGUUCUGACAGUUCGCAAUGUGGCUUUCCAGGACCGGCCUUUUGCAAAGCAUGUCCAUGUUGAAAGGCCAUAGGCCAAGUUCCAUGUCCUUUGUAAAAUGCUGCUUCUUUCUUCCACCAUGCCGACAUCACAUCUCCGUCCCCGAUCAGUGCGACGUUGCACUGGAAGGGAAAAAUUGUCCAGCUCAUAAGCUAGGAACCAUUUUUUUAUGUCUUCACAGACCCAAUUCAAGCUAUGCUUGUGCAACAUUGCAUUCUUGAUUCAUUUACCUGUGAGUGUGCUUUUUAAUGUACGAUCGGC
Linderina pennispora is the source of this 705-nucleotide messenger RNA. RefSeq lists its product as uncharacterized. The record is from RefSeq and is a predicted model, not a curated record. Lineage: Eukaryota; Fungi; Kickxellomycota; Kickxellomycetes; Kickxellales; Kickxellaceae. The transcript has a single exon. Bases 140 to 391 code for a protein of 83 amino acids.